Tribolium madens (black flour beetle) is the source of this 3301-nucleotide messenger RNA. RefSeq names its product hormone receptor 4 (gene Hr4). Bases 200 to 2347 code for a protein of 715 amino acids. NCBI's taxonomy places the organism in Eukaryota, Metazoa, Arthropoda, Insecta, Coleoptera, Tenebrionidae. The record is from RefSeq and is a predicted model, not a curated record. Gene Ontology annotation, biological process: regulation of DNA-templated transcription. The transcript is spliced from 7 exons. Gene Ontology annotation, molecular function: sequence-specific DNA binding; zinc ion binding; DNA-binding transcription factor activity.
GCUGAAGAUGGCCGCGGCCCCACUCUACACUAUCAGACUAGUGCAGCUAGUGCAGUCGGAUAGUUCGUGCCCUACUUUGUACCUGGAUUGUAGCUGUUUCUGUAGUACAACUUUUACCGUUAGUGAACGCGGUCGCUCGGUGACCAGUGAGUGGCCUAUGAGGGAUUAUGACCGAUUUUUAAUCGCUUGAUGCGAAAAAAUGUCCUCGCUAGGAAUUAUGACCCUUACGCGUGCCCCGUGUGAGCUCGACAAGAUGAGCCUCUUCCAGGACCUGAAACUGAAGCGAAGAAAAGUGGAUUCACGUUGCAGCAGUGACGGCGAAUCUGUCGCCGAUACUAGCACAUCAUCGCCAGAUCUCGUCAGCCCUUCGUCUCCAAAAAUGUCCGAGGCGGUCGUGAGCCCCCCCAGCCCCGACUCCACUCCGCACCACCCGCCCGAGCCGACCCUGGACAGCGUCUCCAGCCGGCUGGAGGACUCCGGCGUGUUCGACGGCGGGGGUGUAAUCCGCCCGUUGCCCCGCUCGCAGGGCCCCCCGUUCCCGGCGCCCGCCGCCGGCCCCCGCCAGCCUCCGCGGCCCCACAGCUCGCCGCACAGCCCCGGCAUGGCGCCCCCCGAGCCGCGCUCGGUCAUCAUCAGCCCCCUAUGGAAGCAGCGCAUCAAUGGCGUCAAACCCGAGCUCAUCGGUGGCAGCCCCGCACGACCCUCGGGCGCCGCCCCCGCCAGACAAACCCCCACCGUCAUCAUGGGCGAGGCGGGCGGCGUUCGAACCAUGAUCUGGUCGCAACCAGAAACGCCGCCACAUGCCACCACAUCCUGGGGCUCCGCCCCUGAGGAGAGCGCCGCCCAAAUGCUACUCAACUUAGGCCAGGACCGGAUUCGGCCCGUGGCGAGAAACGUGCCCCAGCAGGCGCCCUCCACAGCACACUUCGCCGCCGCCCCACUUAACAUGGAGAGACUCUGGGCGGGGGAUUUGAGGCAGCUUCCGUUGAGUCAAACGCCGUUGAACUUGUCGUCACCGCCCCCGGUUUAUACUUCGGGGGCAGAAAAGAAUGUUGGAGAGUCGACGAGCGAAUCGCAAGAAGCAGCUGAAGAAGAGGAACAACCGAUGAUUUGCAUGAUUUGCGAAGAUAAAGCCACGGGAUUACAUUAUGGGAUCAUUACGUGUGAAGGGUGUAAAGGAUUCUUCAAGAGAACAGUGCAGAAUAGAAGAGUUUACACUUGUGUGGCAGAUGGAAAUUGCGAAAUUACCAAAGCCCAAAGGAAUCGAUGUCAGUAUUGCCGGUUCAAGAAAUGUAUCGAACAGGGAAUGGUUUUGCAAGCCGUGAGAGAGGACCGAAUGCCUGGUGGGCGGAACAGCGGCGCCGUGUACAACCUAUACAAAGUGAAAUACAAAAAGCACAAAAAGCCCGCGUGCAAACAGCCUCCAAAAGCCGCCGAGAAGAACAUUUUGAGUCAACAGUUCAAAAUGGAGCAACCAUCCAGUAUUCCAGCGAACCUAGUCAACGGGACCAUAUUGAAAACGGCGUUAACCAAUCCGAGUGAAGUAGUUCGUUUAAGGCAAAGAUUGGACAGUGCAGUUAGUAGUUCGAGGGACCGUAAUUUCUCAAUAGAAUACUCUUUAUCGAUGAUAAAAACACUUAUAGACUGUGAUGAAUUUCAAGAUAUAGCAACUUUACAAAAUUUGGACGAUUUAUUAGAUCAUAAUACGGACCUCAGUGAGAAACUUUGUCAUAUCGGUGAUUCUAUCGUUUAUAAACUUGUGCAAUGGACGAAACGACUUCCAUUUUAUUUAGAACUACCUGUUGAAGUUCAUACUAGACUUUUAACGCAUAAGUGGCAUGAGCUUCUCGUUCUUACGACAUCGGCGUAUCAAGCCAUUCAUAAAGCGGGUGAUCAGUUAACCACCAUCAUUAAAACCGACUUCAACCACGAGGUAGAGACAAAUCUGUGUACAUUGCAGAGUUGUCUGACUUCGAUGAUGGGUCGAGAAAUAACGAUAGAACAACUCCGGCAAGACGUUGGUCUAAUGAUCGAAAAAAUAACCCAUGUUACAUUAAUGUUUCGCCAGAUAAAACUAACCAUGGAAGAAUACGUGUGCCUUAAAGUAAUUACAAUGUUAAAUCAAGCUAAACCUGCCAGUAGUUCCGGUAAUAGUGAAUUGGAGAGCAUUCAUGAGCGAUACAUGACGUGCCUACGUGUUUACACACAACAUAUGUAUCCUCAACAAACGACGCGAUUUCAAGACUUACUAGGUAGAUUACCAGAGAUACAGUCUGCGGCAUCUCUUCUUCUAGAAAGUAAAAUGUUCUACGUUCCUUUUCUUCUAAAUUCGGCGAUUCAGAGGUAGUACACGAGUACAAGAAAAUGUGUAGAUAAGAAUCGUAUUUAUACAGAAAAUUAAAAUGAUGUAUAUAAUCGGUGCAAAUAGAUCGGACAUGAAAUCACCUAAUAUAAUUUGUUAAACAUCUGAUAUUUAUGUUUUAAUGAAAUGUUAAUUGUAAAUUAUCUUCACGAGUAUAUGUAGGGAAAGAGUAUAAUAGAUAAAUUAUAUGAUUUUAAAUGUAAAGUGCAUCGUAAUCACUGAAAAUGGAUGAUUUAAAACCGAGAAAAAUCAGAUUUUAAAGCACUAAACUGUGUGCGGAUGACCGCUACAUAAGUCUGAAUAAGUUGCCUUCUAUUGGUUGUAAAAUGGCGUACCGGAAGUUGAGGAAAAGAGUACUUUACAUCACAGUUCCUCACCGAGUUCGAAUAAAAACCGGCUUGCGGUACACCACUGUUACAAUAUCAAAUAUCUUAUAUAUUUACAUUAGAUGAUUAUAUAAAAUAAAUGUAAUAAUAAUUGAUAUGACAAGUCGUGUGGUAAAUGGGUCAUUUCCGCACGGCUAAUACGAUGUCGUAUGUUAUGACUGCCAAUUUUGUACGUAAGUUACCAGUGCAACCAAGUAUGUGUACAAAUUGUCGUUCCUUUGAGUUUUUGAUAAGACUAUUAAUCUUUUCAUGUAUACAAUAUGAAUACUAUACAACUUUUUUAUAUUUAUUUCGAAAAAUGGCUUAACGAAAUUCUCAAACAUUUCAUAGUUGUACUUAUAGAACAAACGAAGCAGAUUUUGCUGGUGUCCGUACUGUUUCUUGCUCGUUACUACAAAGAACGCACCAUUGCAGCAAAAACUACUUCUUUUGGGAAGAUUCAUACGAUUACCUGAUGUAUUAUGCAUCGUCUUGAGUUACCGUUAUUUUGUUAAUUAACAUUAAGGUUAUCUGAGCUUGUUUAUUAGAAAAUAAAGCUGAUUAUUAUUGUAAA